AGAUUCACCAAUUUAAAGUGAAGAACACUAACAAAAAGCGGUCUGUACCACUGAUUGAACUAAAUAGAGUAUUUUAUACUUGAUAUAAUACAACGUUUUUUUCGAUUAUUAUACAUCCAAUAGUGUUUGUUAAAAUGGGUAUCCACAAAGAAAGAAUUGAGUUAGAUUAUAAAAACAACUCUGAAAAAUUCACCAAACAAACAAAAGAUUACAAUAAACAAUACUGCAGCAUUUACUUAACAAGACUGAAAGAAAUGGAAGAGAUAUUGUUAGAAAGAAUUCAGAAUAAAUGGGGAGACAAGUAUCCUGUUCAAAAAUUAUAUAAAUUAUCUGAAGAUAAUAAAGGAAAAACAGUUGUUAUUGGAACAUUAUUUAAGGACCAAAAAUUGAAACCUUCCGUGCUAAAACAGCUUGCUGAAGGCAAUCAACUUAUACCGCAGCCUAUUAUAACCCAGUUUACUGAUGAAUCAGAUGUACUUUUUAUAGAGGAUGAACUGCAAAGAUUUCAAAUUAUUGGUUCCAUGGAUGGUAAAAAAUUGGUGACAGGCAUAACUUGUGCACUUUUAGGUACAGACACAGGAAAGGGCAAGUUUAUGGUUGAAGAUUAUACUUUUGCUGACUAUAGACCACAAAUUGAACGGCCAUUAUUAGAGCAAGACUGUUAUGUCGUUUUCUUGAGUGGAUUAGAUCUGGUACAUGUUGAAAAGUUGGCAUCAAGUCUGGAGAUAUUCAUUCAAUGGAUAUCAGGAAUAAUGGAAGAUCAAGAUGUGUCAAAAAUUGUAAGGGUCAUGAUAGCAGGAAAUAGUGUAAGAACCCAGAAAGAACAACAGAAAGCACAAACAAUUUCAAUGACAUCAAGAGUACCAGAGGCUACAACUACAAUUGAAGCUGUGAAAUUAUUUGAUUCGUUUUUACUGGAACUGUGUCAGGUAAUUGAUGUUGAUGUGAUGCCAGGAGAAAAUGACCCUUCAAAUCACAUUCUCCCUCAAAAACAAAUGCACUUCUGUAUGUUUCCUAACUCAGUGGUGUAUAAAAGUCUAAACUUGGUACCAAAUCCAUAUAUCUGUUCUGUUGGGGGUGUGAAUUUCUUGGGGACAUCUGGACAACCUGUUACUGAUAUUUUAAGGUAUUCCGAGAUUGAGGAUCCCUUAAAGGCAAUGGAAAAUUGUUUAAAAUGGAAUCACAUGGCACCAACUGCACCAGAUACACUGGGUUGUUAUCCAUUUUAUGAGAGUGAUCCUUUUAUUAUAGAAAAUUGUCCACAUGUUAUGUUUGCUGGCAAUCAAGACAAUUUUUUAACUACAGUUGUAAAAGGACCAGAAAAUCAGGAAGUGAGAUUGAUUUCUGUACCUGAAUUUUCCAAAACUUCAGAAGUUGUUUUAUUAAAUCUCAAAACAUUAGAAUGUGAUACAAUGUUUUUUUAUAAUAAGUGCGCUUAAAUAUAAUUUGUUUGUAAAUUUUUAAAUAAAAGUAUUUGGAAAUAUA
Aethina tumida (small hive beetle) is the source of this 1485-nucleotide messenger RNA. RefSeq names its product DNA polymerase delta subunit 2 (gene PolD2). Bases 135 to 1439 code for a protein of 434 amino acids. Gene Ontology annotation, molecular function: DNA binding. Gene Ontology annotation, cellular component: delta DNA polymerase complex. The transcript has 3 exons. Gene Ontology annotation, biological process: DNA replication; DNA strand elongation involved in DNA replication. The record is from RefSeq and is a predicted model, not a curated record. Lineage: Eukaryota; Metazoa; Arthropoda; Insecta; Coleoptera; Nitidulidae.